Molecule: messenger RNA, 1851 nt
Organism: Haplochromis burtoni (Burton's mouthbrooder)
Lineage: Eukaryota; Metazoa; Chordata; Actinopteri; Cichliformes; Cichlidae
Product: tripartite motif-containing protein 16-like
Exons: 1
Molecular function (GO): protein binding
Source: RefSeq, a predicted model, not a curated record
UCAGCACUCAGUGAGUCUACACACUCAUCCAGCAUCAAUAUUCGUCCUCUGAGCUACUUUGAGGAUGUGACAGCAGCUGUGUCAGAGACCAGAGAUAAACUACAGGACAUUCUGAGAGAGGAAUGGACAAACAUCUCACUGACAGUCACUGAAGUGGAUGUUUUACUGUCACUACCAGCGCCAAAGACCAGACCUGAAUUCUUAAAAUAUUCAUGUGACAUCACACUGGAUCCAAACACAGCAAACAGAUAUCUGUUAUUGUCUGAAGGAAACAGAAAAGUAACAGUAACAAAACAACCAUUACAUUCUGAACAUUCAGAUAGAUUCACCUUUUGGUAUCAGGUCCUGAGUAGAGAGAGUUUGACUGGACGUUGUUACUAUGAGGUGGAGUGGAGUGGGAAAGCGGGAAUUUAUGUAGCAGUUGCUUACAAAAAUAUCAGUAGAGUAGGGCGCUCAGAUGAAAGUGGAUUUGGAUGGAAUGACAAAUCCUGGGCUUUAAGUUGUAAAACAGAGCGUUAUCAGUUUUUGUACAACAAAAACAAAACUCGCCUCUCAGGUCCUCGGUCCUCCAGAGUAGGAGUGUACCUGGAUCACAGUGCAGGUAUUCUGUCUUUCUACAGCGUCUCUGAAACCAUGACUCUCCUCCACAAAGUUCGGGCCACAUUCACUCAGCCGCUCUAUGCCGGACUUUUUCUUUUUGACUGUGGUGUUACUGGCGAGUUUAGUAAACUUAAAUAGAAGGCUUUUUUGGUUUUAACCUUGUUAAUCAUGUUAUGUCUACAUGAAGACUGCAUGCUGUUUUGGGACCAAAUAUAAUGUUGAAGCAGAUGCUUUGAGUUCUUCUGAAAUGAUGUGAUGGUAUAGUUUAUCUGGUAUAGUGUGCUACAGCUGCACUCUUUACAACACUGUCAGCAUUUACUGCAAGCAUGUGUGUCAAUAUAUGCAUUACAACUAAGUAGACAGUAGUAAAGUGACUUCAUAAUACUCAACAAACCAUCGUUCUCUCCUCAACUCCAACAUCUUCGUAAGGCCGAGGAGGAUGCCUACGCAAGUGGUGACAGGGCCCUGUACAAGCAGGCCAGGAACACACUGACCGGGGUGAAAGCAGCUGAAAGGAUCUACUCCCAGAAGCUGAAAGAACAGCUCUCAACCAACAACCCUGCGUCAGUGUAGAGGGGCCUGCUGGAAAUCACCAAAUACAGACGUCCCCCACCCCCUGUUGAAGCAAACAAAGACCUGGCCAAUGAGUUGAAUACAUUCUAAUGCAGGUUUGAGACGGACAGACUCCCACACCUCACCCUCCCCUCCCCAGAGACAUUUUUUCAGACAUUGACCCCCAACACCUUCCCCCCUCCCACCUCACGUUCCCCAAUGCAGAAUCAACGUCCACCACCACCCUCCCCAAUCCAGAUUCAACGACCACCACCACCCUCCCCAAUCCAGAUGCAACGACCACCACCACCCUCCCCAAUCCAGACUCAACGACCACAACCACCCUCCCCAACCCAGACUCAACAACUACCAUCACCCUCCCCAAUCCUGUCUCAACGACCUUCAUCACUGCUCUCACCCCCCUUUCUUUCUCCCUGAAACUCAGAAUACACACUCAGGAUGUGAGCUGACUGUUUCAGAAACAGAAGUCCAGGAAAGCCCCCGGACCAGACGGUGUUUCACCCUCCUGCCUCAAAACCUGUGCUGAACAGCUGGCUCCCAUCUUUACUCGCAUCUUCAAAAGAUCCCUGGAGUUGUGUGAAAUUCCCUCCUCCUUCAAACACUCCACCAUCAUCCCGGUCCCCCAAGAAACCCACCAUUACAGGACUGAAUGACUACAGACCUGUCGCCUUGACGUCU